Messenger RNA from Olea europaea var. sylvestris, 729 nucleotides. Its product is annotated as probable pectinesterase/pectinesterase inhibitor 36. The transcript has 2 exons. Gene Ontology annotation, biological process: cell wall modification. Gene Ontology annotation, molecular function: pectinesterase activity; pectinesterase inhibitor activity. Lineage: Eukaryota; Viridiplantae; Streptophyta; Magnoliopsida; Lamiales; Oleaceae. The record is from RefSeq and is a predicted model, not a curated record. The annotation marks the transcript as partial.
GGUUUGAAGUUGCUUCAUGGAUCGGGCAAUGAUUCGAGUUCUAUUGGUGUGGCUAUAAGUGACUGUGUGAAACUGUACGAAGAUGCUGAGCCGAGGCUGGCCCGGUUAAUGUCUGGUGAGAGUUGUAGUUGCAGCCAAGGUGAUGCAGUUACUUGGCUAAGUGCUGUGUUGGCUAGCCACAACAGUUGCUUGAAUGGGUUGAAAGAAAAGAUGUGGCGGUUUGACGGUGGAGUGGCAGAGAGCUUGACGGCGGUGCUUCGGGGAGCUCUGGCAGUUCACCAGCAAGGAGGCCACGCAAGGGGAAAACAAAAGGGGUUUCAGAAGAGGCCUAAAACUGACCAAGUUGGGGGGACUUUAGCAUCAUGGAAUGCAGCAACCUCAAAGGCUGAUCUUGUAGUUGCUCAGGAUGGCUCGGGGAAUUACAAGACAAUUAAUGAAGCCGUGGUUGCACUUGCUAGAAUGCACACCAACCGGCCUGAAAGAACUAUUCUAUACGUGAAAUCGGGGGUGUACCGUGAGAAAGUCGAGAUAGGAAGGGACUUAAAGAAUGUGAUGUUCGUUGGAGAUGGAAUGGAUAAAACCAUAGUCACUGGGAACCAAAAUGUACAAGAUGGUUCGAGCACUUUAAGUUCUGCCACAUUUGGUAUAUUUGGUGACGGCUUUUGGGCGAGAGACGUGACAUUCGAGAAUACAGCAGGGCCACAGAAACAUCAGGCAGUGGCACUGAUG